Cordyceps militaris CM01 is the source of this 1347-nucleotide messenger RNA. RefSeq names its product MFS transporter, putative. NCBI's taxonomy places the organism in Eukaryota, Fungi, Ascomycota, Sordariomycetes, Hypocreales, Cordycipitaceae. Bases 1 to 1347 code for a protein of 448 amino acids. Gene Ontology annotation, biological process: transmembrane transport. Gene Ontology annotation, cellular component: fungal-type vacuole membrane. Gene Ontology annotation, molecular function: transmembrane transporter activity. The transcript has 3 exons. The record is from RefSeq and is a predicted model, not a curated record.
AUGUCGCACGCGGAAAAGGUUGUCGGAACCGAGGCUUCGGCCUUGCCUUUGGACAACAACAACACCACCACCAGUGCGCGCGUGAGCUCCCAGCAAGAGCUGUCCGACUCUGAAAAGGCAGCGGCGGCGAGCCCGUCACCGCCGGCGCCGCCAGACGGCGGCACGACGGCGUGGCUUGUCGUCCUCGGCGGGUGGUGCACCGCGUUUUGCAGCUUCGGCUGGCUCAACAGCAUCGGCGUCUUCCAGCAGUACUACCAGAAGGAGCUUCUGCGCGGGCAGAACGCGAGCACCGUCUCGUGGAUCCCCUCGCUGCAAAUCUUCUUCAUCCUCGGACUGGGGCCUGUUGUCGGCACGCUCUUUGACCGGUAUGGGCCGCGAGGCCUGCUCUUGGUUGGCACGCUGAUGCACGUCUUUGGCAUCAUGAUGGCGAGCAUCAGCACCAAGUACUGGCAGAUCCUCCUCGCGCAGGGCGUCUGCUCCGGCAUCGGCGUCUCUGCCGUGUUCCAACCGCCUCUGAGCUGCGUCGCCGGGUACUUCCACAAGAAGCGCGGCGCCGCGUUUGGCAUCCUCUCGACGGGCGCGUCGGUCGGCGGCGUGGUGUGGCCGAUCAUGGUGACGCACCUGAUCCGGCUCGUGGGCUUCGGGUGGGCGAUGCGGACCUGCGCCUUUGUCAACCUCGCGCUGCUGACCAUUCCCAACGUGACGGUGCGCUGCUUCCAGCCGCCGGUCCCCAAAAAGGUCACUGGCGCGCAGCUCGCGCAGCCCUUUCGCGAGGUCGACUACCUGCUCGUCGCCGCCGGCUUCCUCUUCCUCACGUACGGCGUCUUCGUGCCGCUCAACUACCUGCCGGUGCAGGCGGCCAGCGCGGGCAUGGACCCGAACCUCGUGCAGUACCUGCUGCCCAUCCUCAACGGCGCGUCCCUCUUUGGCCGCCUCUUUGCCGGCUUCGCGGGCGACCGGAUCGGCCGCUUCAACAUCCUCGUCGGCUGCUGCUACCUCUCGGGCGUCUGGAUCCUCGCGCUCUGGCUCGCGUCCAGCAGCCGGCCCGCGCUCGUCGCCUUUGCCGCCCUGUUUGGCUUCUCGUCGGGCGCGUACAUUUCGCUCGUCACGCCCGUCGUGGCGCAAAUCUCGCCGCUGCCGGAGAUUGGGUUUCGCACCGGUAUUGUGUUUUUUGUGGCCUCGAUUGGCGGCCUCACGACGAAUCCCGUCAGCGGCGCGCUGAUUGACAGCGCCGCGGGCUACCCCGGCAUGAAGAUCUUUGCCGGUGUUCUCUGCCUGGUGGGAACGACGUUUAUCUUGGUGGAACGGGUGCGGAAGACGGGGCUGAAGUUUUUAGUUGCUUUCUAG